GUCUGUGAUGAGGAAACAGUCCAGAGUUAGUAUAAAUACCAGCACGCUUUCCACAUGAAACCAUCGGACAGGAGAAGUCGAAGGAGCUGACAGGAGUCACCAACAGAGUCAAAGAAUCCCAAAAGACCUAACUCAGUCAAACUCUGCAAAGAUGAAGACUCUCACCCUUGCAGUCGCAGUGGCCGUCGUGCUCGCCUUCAUUUGGAUUCAGGAGAGCGCUGCCACAUUCCACGGGGCACAACAGCCGGAGGAGGCGGCGAGCAAUGAGGAUCCAGCUGCUGAUCCUCAGGAGACACCGGUGGACUCGUGGAUGAUGCCGAGUAACAGACAGAAGCGCGGCAUGAAGUGCAAGUUUUGCUGCAACUGCUGCAACAUGAAUGGCUGCGGCAUGUGCUGCGAUCAAGAGUCACCGACCACGAGCGAAAAAAUGAAGACUUGCGUUGUUGCAGUUGCGCUGGCCGUCGUGCUCGCCCUCAUCUGCAUUCAGGAGAGCUCCGCUGUGCCAAUCACUGACGUCCGAGAGCUGGAGGCACCACUGAGCGAUCACAACGAUCAAUUUGAAUUUGAAGUGGCGCCAGUCGACUCUGACAUGCCGAAUAAGAGACAGAAGCGCGGCGCUGACUGUAGCUUUUGCUGCAGUGGUGGUGGCUGUGGCGUGUGCUGCAGAUUCUGAGGGAUUCCUGCUCCAGCAGCCAUGAAAUGUCCAUUUAUUGUGGUUGUAGUCUUGAAGAAGUUUUACCACUUUAAAUAAAAAAAAAGGAAUUACUCACGAAAA
Messenger RNA from Scophthalmus maximus (turbot), 775 nucleotides. RefSeq lists its product as uncharacterized. Bases 152 to 673 code for a protein of 173 amino acids. Gene Ontology annotation, molecular function: 2 iron, 2 sulfur cluster binding. NCBI's taxonomy places the organism in Eukaryota, Metazoa, Chordata, Actinopteri, Pleuronectiformes, Scophthalmidae. The record is from RefSeq and is a predicted model, not a curated record. Gene Ontology annotation, biological process: defense response to bacterium; intracellular iron ion homeostasis. Gene Ontology annotation, cellular component: extracellular region. The transcript is spliced from 6 exons.